Cuscuta europaea is the source of this 1905-nucleotide messenger RNA. The record is from the annotation of a GenBank genome assembly. Lineage: Eukaryota; Viridiplantae; Streptophyta; Magnoliopsida; Solanales; Convolvulaceae.
GUAUAGAAAAAUAUAAUAAUCUCAAAUGCAUUACUUUUGAACGAUUCAGUUCGUUAUAUGUAGGAUCCGCCCGUAUAUGAUUUUAGUUCGGGAUAAAAAUGUACAGAAGCUCUUAAGAAUUCCGAAUAUGUUUAAGAAAAUUAUCCUCUGUUGCGUGGGCUGGCCUUGAUAUGCUCAAAAGUGUGGGGCUGUUCCAUUAUCUACCCUGCGGAAAUCUUCAUCUCCAUCCUCUUACUACUACUGUAUUGGUAAAUAGAAGUGAGUGAGCAGAGAAGGGCGGGUGAUGGCGGGCGGGCGGGAAGAAACGAUUUUGGUGACCGGAGGGGCGGGGUUCAUAGGAACCCACACAGUGGUUCAGCUUCUCAGUGGAGGGUUUACGGUUUGGAUGAUAGAUAAUCUGCACAACGCUGUAGAAGAAGCUGUGAGUAGGGUCAGGGACUUGGUUGGACCCCAUCUCUCCCUCAAUCUUCACUUCCGUCUGGGUGACAUCAGAAACAAGGAUGAUCUGGAAAAAAUGUUUUCUGAAACAAAGUUCGAUGCUGUUGUCCAUUUUGCGGGGCUUAAAGCUGUUGGAGAGAGUGUUGCUUAUCCCAUUCGUUAUUUUGAUAACAAUCUUAUUGGAUCGAUAAACCUAUACUCAGUUAUGCAAAAAUAUAAUUGUAAGAAGCUGGUUUUCUCAUCAUCAGCAACAGUUUAUGGUCAACCCGAGAAGAUUCCAUGCGUAGAGGAUUUCCAAUAUAUGGCUAUGAACCCUUACGGUCGAACAAAGGUGGUCCUUGAAGAGAUAGCCCGAGAUAUUCAAAUGGCAGAUCCAGAGUGGAGAAUGAUUUUGCUGAGAUAUUUCAAUCCGGUAGGGGCUCACCCUAGUGGAAGACUUGGGGAAAAUCCUAAAGGCAUACCCAACAAUCUCAUGCCUUACAUCCAACACGUAGCGCUUGGUCGGUUGCCCGAGCUAAAUGUGUAUGGUCAUGAUUAUCCCACCCCAGAUGGCACUGCUAUACGAGAUUAUAUCCAUGUUAUGGAUUUAGCGGAUGGCCAUGUUGUUUCACUUGAUCGACUUCUUAAACAAGAGGAUAUUGGUUGUGUUGCCUACAACUUGGGAACUGGCCAGGGCACAUCUGUUUUGGAAAUGGUAGCUGCCUUUGAAAGAGCAUCGGGGAAGAAAAUCGCAAUCAAACUAUGUCAAAGAAGAGAGGGGGAUGCCACAGCUGUUUACGCAUCAACGGUGAGGGCUGAAAAAGAGCUUGGUUGGAAGGCGAAGAAGGGAAUAGAUGAGAUGUGCAGGGACCAGUGGAAAUGGGCAAGCCAAAACCCUUGUGGAUAUCAUUCCCAGCCAUAAAUUCCCAGCCAUAUUUUAUUUUUACAAGCAUCUCACCAUAGCUUCUCCGUCGCCAUGUCUAGCUCAAAAUCAGGUAGUUCAAACUGUACGGGCCAAUAUGAAUAUGGAGAGUGGAUUCCGGUGAAGUAUUGUGAAUGUGGGCAACGAAUGAAGAUGUUGACAACUUGGAAACCAGAGAACUGUGGGAGAAGAUUUUGGAAAUGCAUUGGAAGUCAGAGAUUUGAAGGUUGUGGUUUGAUGGAGUGGUUUGACCCUCCGAUGUGCAAAAGGUCUCAAAAAAUAAUCCCAGGAUUACUGAAAAAACUGAAUGGCUAUGAAGAAAAAAUCCAUUCAUUGGAAUUGAAGGUUGAAACAUUGGAGACAAACUGGUUCAGACCACAGAAGAAGAAGACAAAACGUAGUAACUGCAUUACAGUAGUGUGCUUUAUGUGUGUUGUGGUUAUUAUUGUUUCAGUGUGGUUGAAAGGCAAAUAAUGUAAUGUAGUGAGGUGUGUGAUGUUGUACUUGUAAAAGCUUUUUAAAAGCUGUUGAUUAUCAUGAUUUCGUAUGAAAUGAAAGUUAUAUGA